GGGGGACAGAUUUUUACUUGAAUUCUGUAGAAAUAGAUUUUCUAGUAUGUAAUUUUUACUGAGAUGGGUAUUUACGGAAAUCCAUUUGUUUCAGUGCCCCAAUCUCCCCAUGCCUGCAAUUUGGCAGAAAUUCUAGCUAAAAAUCAGGGGCUUGUUUGGGUUUUUUCAUGAGAUGGUUCUUUUAAAGAACCAUUCAAUCCAAGCAUUUUCUACUGCUUUCUGUCUGCAUUCUGGUAGAGAAGUUCCUGUCUAGAGUAGAAAUCAACUUCUUCUCCUUCUUCUUUGACAUUUUUGCCCUUUCUGGUAUGGGUUUUGAGCAGCCUUCAGUCCAUGUCUUCUUCUACUCUUUUUUCUGUAUUUCUGUAUCACAUUAAUUCAAAACCAGUGAUUAAAAUGGGUUUUUUGCGUUUAUGCUGAGAUGGGUUUUUGAGAAUACUUCAAUCCGACCUUUCCUCUGCUCUUAGACUGCAUAAUGAUUGCUCAGUUCUUCAAAACCAGGGCUGAAAAUGGUUUUUGGCUUGUCUUGUGAGGUGGGUUUUUGGUAAUUGGAGCUUUUCAUCAUCAGAGCUUGAAGAAGACUUGUAGGAAUUUUUUUUUUUAAAUUUUAUUUCGGAGUAGAGAAGUUCUCUGAUGAAGAGGGCUAGGAAGAGGCGUAGGAGAAGGAAGGAAGAGGUUGCAGAGGAUUAUUGCUUCACCUGCAAAGAUGGUGGAUUGCUGGUCGUCUGUGAAUACCAGAAUUGUCUUAAAGCUUAUCAUCAUGAAUGUGUGGACAUGGAUCCUAUGAAACCAGAGACAAAUGAUCGAUGGAUUUGUAGUCGGCAUUCAUGCUUCAUCUGCAAUAAAAGCUCAAAUUUCCGAUGCUUUUGCUGUCCGAACUCUGUAUGCAAAGCGUGUAUCAGAUCUGCUGAAUUUGUGCAUUUCAAAGAGGACAAGAGCUUCUGUAGUGAUUGCUUAAAGCUUGUGAUGCUGAUAGAAGAAGACAUCGAUGUCGAUUCUGAUGGGGAAAGAGUAGAUUUCAAAGAUAGAGAAACUUAUGAAUGUUUAUUCAAGGAGUACUGGGAGAUAAUAAAGCAGGGUGAAAAUAUAUCACUGGAAGAUCUUCGUACCGCAGAUGCACUAUUGAAGAAUGGUGAGAACAAUGCAGAUGGAUACAAUUCAGACAAACUAUCCGAAAGGGAAUACAUAUCUGAUGUUGAUGAUAUUGACUACAAAAGCAAUGAUGGGACACCAUUGGUACAUGCAACCAAUGGAAAAGAUGUUUGGAUGGAGUCGGUGAGAAAAUUGUGCAAACCAAGAAAAAGUACAUUUGUUGGUUGGGGAUCCAAAAAACUCAUAGAUUUUCUUACUUCUAUUGGUAAAAAUAUAGAUAAACCCAUCCCCCAAUUCGAAGUGUCUGAAAUAAUAAGGGAUUAUAUCCAAGAGAACAAACUUAUUCAUCCAGAGAGAAAAAAGAAGGUUAUAUGUGAUGCAAGGUUGCACACCCUUUUUGGGAGAAAAUCAGUGAACCGCCUGAAAAUAUCUCAUUUGUUGGAUGCCCACUUUGUUGAAAACCAGGAAUUGGAGGACAAAUAUCGAUACAAGUCAGAAGACGAGAAUGUCUCGGUGGUUUGUAAGAGGCAGCAAAGGUCAAGUGCUAAUACAAAACCUUACAAGGUGGUGCCAAAUGAUUUCAAGGAAAAGGUUCCAAAAGUACCCAUUAUCUGUCACGCUUCUAUUACAACAAAAAAUAUUAAGUUAGUUUACCUUAGGCGGAGUUUGAUUGAGGAAUUCCUGAAGAAUCCGGAGACAUUCGAAAGUAAAGUUAUGGACUCUUUUCUGAGGGUCAAAUGUGACCCCAAAGAUGGCUUCUCGGCGAGAAGUUCUUUCCAGCUUGUGCAAGUUACAGGUGUUAAAAGGAUUUCAGAAGCUUACAAGAGUGGAGGGACUAGUACGGAUGCUGUCUUGCAGGUUUCCAAUAUAGUGAAGGAUAUUCGCAUUUGCAUGGUGUCAGAUGGUGAUUUCUCUGAGGAAGAAUGCGAGGAUCUGUAUCAGAGAAUGAAAGAUGGCCUCCUCAAAAGGCCUACCUUGGCGGAGCUUGAAAAAAAGGCCGGAAGCCUACAUGAGGACAUAACUAAUCACUGGAUCGAUAGAGAGAUCGUGUUGUUACAGAACCUGAUUGAUCGAGCCAAUGAAAAGGGAUGGCGGAGAGAACUAUUUGAAUACAUAGAGAGAAGACAGCUACUUCAGACACCAUCAGAGCGAUUGCGGCUGUUGAAUGAGCUUCCUAAAGUAGUUGCAGAUGCAGAAGUAGACCUUGAAGCUGCUCCAGAUUCUCCAAAAGAUGCCGAGAGUCUCAGUGAAGGGAAUGGAGCUUCCUACAAUCAUAUGGAUGCAGAAAGGGAAAAUGAAGGUUCCCUAAGCCCGAGAGGAAGUACAGCCGCGUAUCAUUGGAAAGCUGGAAAGAGAGGAAAAAUUAACGGGAAUGGAGCUUCCUACAAUCAGAUGGAUGCAGACAAGGAAAAUGAAGGAAGAAGUACGGCUGUUUACCAUCGGAAAGCUAGAAAGAGAGAAACUAACGAUACAAGAGAGCCACUUCAGACACCGCCAGAGCAGUUGUUGUCCAAUGAUCUUCCAGAAGUGGCUACAGAUGCAGAAAUAGGACCUGAAGUCACCGAGGAUUCUCUGAAAGAUUCAGUAAAUGAAGGGAAUGAGGCUGCCUUGUAUCAGAUGGGUGGAAAAGGAGACAAUGAAGGAAAUGGAGCUAUUAUCCCUCAGAAAGCUGGAAAGCCAGAAACUGAAGAAAAACAACAGCCGAGCCUAUUGAUGGGGAUCGAAACAUGCAGCAGACAGAAAGACAUCAUUGAUCUCAAUGAUGCCGGAGACCUGGCCGAAGUUACGAGGGAAGUAAGUACAGUACUACCAACCAUUGAUUUGGAUGACAUCAAUGAAGACCCAAGUGGAGUAAUCAGAAUAGAAACUUCUGAAACUGCUGACAAAACAAACUCAAUGACAGAAAAUAACCUGCCAGCAGAUACUACUAGGAGAUAAAACAAGCACAGAAGACCGUGAAUUGUAACACUUAAAAGUGGACCGCAAUGAAAAACAAGGGCUGUUUGCCAUGUCAUCUCUGAAUGAAUAUGGUUAUUUUGAUGCCAGAUUUCAAGGUGUGGAAAGCAGGCCACCCUCAAGAAGAUUGUUGACAGAUACGCUUCCAGCGAUGGAUUAUGGAACAUAGCUGUUUCAACUUCAACUACAAAAUCUGUAUAGCAACUGAAUGAAGUUUUUGUACAUAAUCCGAACAUUAUAUUGCCGUUAGACUAUUUAAGUUUGCACUCUCAGGUUUCUGACCUUUUCGAACAUGAGUUUAUUAUAAAAAUAGUGAGGUAUUAGCCAUGCUA
Molecule: messenger RNA, 3377 nt
Organism: Magnolia sinica
Lineage: Eukaryota; Viridiplantae; Streptophyta; Magnoliopsida; Magnoliales; Magnoliaceae
Product: zinc finger CCCH domain-containing protein 19-like
Exons: 17
Coding region: 631-3027 (798 amino acids)
Molecular function (GO): DNA binding
Source: RefSeq, a predicted model, not a curated record